AUGGAAGCAGCAGCAACUCCUACCACCUUCACUUCUCUCAGUGAUGAAUCUACUCUGGAGUACGUGCAGAAGGAGGUACCAUUAGAAAGUCAGACUCCUGAUUUGAAUGAGAAUGAUGCGGUUGUUGAAUCCAUGAUAACAAAAACAGUACUUCCCAAGUACGUGAUCAUCCAAUCAAACCAAAACAAUACAUACUUGCACCUGGAGAAUGACAAUCCAUUUGUGACUAAUGCGCUCCGGUAUGCUGGAGAGUACAGUUUCGAUCUGGACACCAGAUUUGAGGUGGUUCCAGCGACCACUGGAAAUGGACAGAUCCAUGUCCGGUCUAUGAAGAACAACAAGUACUGGGCAAAUUUCGGUACGUCUUACAAUUGGAUCACUGCCAUGGCCGACAAACCUGAGGAGAAUCAAUCCGACAAAAAUUGCACGCUGUUCGAGCUUCUUUCCAAAAGCCAAAGCAAGCUUAUGAUCCGCCAUGUCAACACCAGCAAAUAUGUAAGGUUUUAUAUGAAUAGUGGCCAACCUUCUGACGGCUUGUUGAAUUUAUCAUCAGAUCGCUACGAUGAAGACGUGUGCACCUUCAUUGACUGGGAAUCUGUCGUUAUGUUGCCUGAGCUUAUCAGGAUCAAAGGCGUAAACAGCGGAAACCAUCUUAAGGCCUUCGCGGACGGAUUUAUGGACUUCAGUAGACAAGCCGAUAAUUCCUCAUUGUUUGACUACGUGGUAUCGCCAAGUCGAGAUGGAGGCAUCUGUCUGAAGAGUGCUUACUUCGGCACCUAUUGGACGGAUGUGGAUGAUAGUACAUGGGUAUUGUUAAAGGGGGAUUCCCCCACAGUCCAUGACACAAACACCGUGUUUCUCCCCAUGAUAACUAGUGGAAACCGCAUCAUCAUAAAAAGUUUGAAGAGUGGGAAUUUUUGCAACAGACACUCAGCAGAUGGCAAGAACGACUGCCUCGCCACACUUAAUAACUAUCCCGAUGAUUGGAGCUACAUGGAUAUUGAGGAGCCUGUUUUCUCAAGGAAGAUCAAUAACGUCAGAUAUAACCUUACUGAUGCAAGGAUUUACGGUGAGAAAAGCAUUGCUCUUAUCAGUGACGAUUCAAGCAACAAAACAAAAAGUCCCUUAACGUCAGAAUUAAAUCUCAAGACUACAGUGACCAAUACAAAUAAUUGGAGUACAAGUGUGUCGUUGAAACUUGGUGUCAAGAUGACGUUAACCUUUGGUGUCCCGCUCAUAAAAUCCGGCAGUGGUGAGUUUGAGAUAUCAGGUGAGGAAACCAGAUCUUCCCAAUGGGGAGAAACGGAGACGGAGAGCAUUGAAGUGGGGUCUGUGAGAACUAUGACUUUGCAACCUAUGACUAGGUUGAAGACGAGUCUGUUGGCAACACGGGUUUCGUACGACAUACCAUUCUCGUACACUCAGCAUGACAUCUUAAUGAAUGGGAGUAAAAAAGUUACUGAAAAGAUCGAUGGCAUUUUUACUGGCCACAAUGGCUACAACUAUAGGUACGAGGUUGUCCAGCUUCCUCUCGAGUAA
Papaver somniferum (opium poppy) is the source of this 1539-nucleotide messenger RNA. RefSeq lists its product as uncharacterized. The record is from RefSeq and is a predicted model, not a curated record. Lineage: Eukaryota; Viridiplantae; Streptophyta; Magnoliopsida; Ranunculales; Papaveraceae. Bases 1 to 1539 code for a protein of 512 amino acids. The transcript has a single exon.